Molecule: messenger RNA, 1440 nt
Organism: Gigantopelta aegis
Lineage: Eukaryota; Metazoa; Mollusca; Gastropoda; Neomphalida; Peltospiridae
Product: neuronal acetylcholine receptor subunit alpha-10-like
Exons: 7
Coding region: 1-1440 (479 amino acids)
Biological process (GO): signal transduction; nervous system process; monoatomic ion transmembrane transport
Cellular component (GO): postsynaptic membrane; synapse; neuron projection
Molecular function (GO): acetylcholine-gated monoatomic cation-selective channel activity; transmembrane signaling receptor activity
Source: RefSeq, a predicted model, not a curated record
AUGGCCAAAUUUCUGCAGUUUGUAACGGUGAUUCUAAUAUUACAAGCUCCUGGUUUUGACGCUAUUGUAGCCUCCAACGAGAAUUUGAUUUACACCCAAGUGUUCACGGGAUACAAAAAGGAACUCCGCCCCGUGUGCGGGGAUGACGCUCCCGUUGAAACAAAGAUCGGAAUUGCCGUACGACAAAUCAUGGAUCUGGAUGAACCAAAACAAGUUCUAACUCUCAACCUGUGGAUUCGAAUGAACUGGUUUGACUGUCGACUGCAGUGGAAUCCGGCAAACUUCGGCGGCGUCGAUUCCUUGAUUGUACCUAACAGUAAACUGUGGAUACCGGACAUAACACUGUAUGAUAACGCUGGCGUUGGAAUACCCGGAAUCAAAGACUACCACCUGUUAUUCACGUCUACCGGAAACGUCAUUUACAACUUCCCGACCGUCCUCAACAGCCUGUGUCUGAUGGACGUGACCUACUUCCCGUUCGACACUCAGAACUGCCUUCUAAAGUUCGGCUCGUGGGCGUUCCACGGGUUUCAGGUCGACGUCACGAACAGGUCCGGGACCGGAGACACGGCCAACUUCAUGCUGAACGGGGAGUGGAACCUGCUGGACAUCCCCGUCAAGAGACACGUGCUCCUCUACAGCUGCUGCCCAGAGCCCUACCCUGACGUCACGUUCCAGAUCACGCUGAAGCGCAAGCCGCUCUUCUAUAUGCUGAACCUACUGUUCCCGUGCAUUUUAAUAACGGCGGUGGCUGUUCUAGGAUUCUUACUCCCUCCCGUCUCCGGGGAGAAGAUUUCUUUGGAGAUUACGGUGCUGUUGUCGCUGGCUGUUUUUCUUCUGAUCGUGUCGUCAAGUUUGCCGCCCACUUCAGAGACAUUUCCAUUUAUUGGUGUUUACUUCUGUCUGGCCAUCUUGCUGGUGACGUUGUCGACGGUGUUGUCAACGCUCGUACUGAACGUCCACUUCAAGGGGCAGCACUCCAGGGCGGUUCCUAGGUGGGUGCGCGGUGUGUUCCUGGAGUUUCUAGCUAGGGUGCUGCUGAUGAAGGAGAGGACGACGUCCGUGCAUCCGCAAACACAGGUAGCACCCGGCGACCUCGGUCACAACACGCACUCGGACAUCGACUUCAAGAAACCAAUGUCCAAUGGAAUACCGAAUGGAAGACCUCACAUGCUUGCCCAUCCCAACCUCGAGGACAAACUACAAGACUUAGAUCUGUCCCCUACUUUGACAGAGUUCUCUCCCGUUGCGGGAGUUCUCCGGAAGCAGCUGCACGAGCUGCAGAAGAUAAACGAGUUCAACGAUUCGAAAGAGAGGCAGGGGAACGUGGAAUCUGAUUGGAUGAAGGUUGCCAGGGUUCUAGACAGAUUAUUCUUGGCCAUGUUUCUUGUCCUCCAGCUGUCGAUCACGCUUGGAGUACUGCUCAAAGUUGCCACGUGA